Messenger RNA from Anthostomella pinea, 2367 nucleotides. NCBI's taxonomy places the organism in Eukaryota, Fungi, Ascomycota, Sordariomycetes, Xylariales, Xylariaceae. The record is from the annotation of a GenBank genome assembly.
AUGUCUCUGCUUGUAGGCGACGCAGGUAAUCGCGGCCGUUCGCGGUCGCCAGCAGCCCGCGACCGCAGCCGUAAUCGAGUCUCCGAGUCGCCCUCAAUGUUGGACGCCGUGCGAAUGCCCUCGCCGCCAGCCGGCUUCAGCUACGACGACCAUGCCGCGCCAAUUCGGCCCAGCUACAACCACAACAACAGCCAUGACCACCGCGACUCGUACCUCAUGGCCUCGCCCGCCGACCAGUCGAACUACUACGGCCGCAGCCGCGAGAGCCUCAACGGAUACGAGCAGCAGCGGAAGUCGAGGGGCGACGUGGAUAUCAUGGAUGCCGCCCAGAACGCCCUGCGUCGCGGCGCCGACACCUUCCUGCCCGCCAAGUACGCCGCCAAGGUGCGCGAAUCCGACAGCGACCGCGAACACAACAAGCAGCGCAGCAAACAGAAGAUUGAGGAGGGCCUGGCCUACGGUAGCGCCGCCUCGUUGCCGCCUGCCGCCAUGUACCCAGGUCCUAAAUCGCCGGCGCACGCGGGCGACACGUUCAACUACUCCAUGCCGGGGCAGUGGGCAUAUGACACCCCGGACGAGCAGCUGACGUACUCGCGCGCCGAUGCCCCAGCGCCAGCGCUGCCCCGGAGACCAAGUGGCAGCAACGUUCACCGCAACUCGUACGGAGCCGACCCGCGCUUCUCAGGCGCUAAUGUCCUGACGGUCGAGCCGAACGCUGGGAACAGGAGGGCCCGCUCGCCCAGCUCGCCCAUGCCCCCGAUAGGUCGCAUGUCGUCCCUCAGCGUGAACACGGGCCAUCACUCGGCCUCGCUGUCGCUGCAGACGGGCGGUAUGCCGCCUGCGUCGCCACUCCUCGAGUCGUACCACGGAACCUACCAGUCCAUGUCACCGAUGCCGUCGCCGCUGCUCCUCGCGUCCCACGGUGGUGGCCUGGGGGACAUCAUCGAGCCCCUAUCGCCGGGAUUCUCCGAUGGGGACGAGAAGAAGAAGCGGCGGGCGCGGUUUACUGACCCCGUCGAUGACGCAGCGCGCCUCGCCCAAGCUCUUAAGGGGGAGCGGCGGGCGCCCGAGACAGAGCCACUCAUCGAGAUCCUGCCGGGCAUGACGCACGAGCAGGUGAUGGAGCUGCGGGCCGAGUACAAGCGACUAGUGAAGACUGGAUCGGACCGGAAAGGCGUCAACGUGGCGAAGCACAUCCGCGCGCGCCUAAAGGACGAGGACCCCACGCUCAUGAAGGCUUGUUACGCGACGGCCCUGGGCCGCUGGGAAAGUGAGGCGUAUUGGGCCAACUUCUGGUACCAGGGCGACAAGACGCGGCGGGAGCUGCUGAUCGAGUCGCUCAUGGGCCGGAGCAACGAGGAGGUCCGCAAGAUCAAGGACGCGUUCAGUGACAAGAAGUACAAGGACAGCCUGGUGCACUGCAUGAAGACGGAGUUGAGGGAGGACAAGUUCAAGAAGGCGGUGCUGGUCGUGCUUGAGGAGCGCCGCAUGGAAGACUUUGACGAGUAUGGCCGUCCGCUGCUGGUCGAUCGCCACCUCGUCGAGGAUGACGUCGAGAUUCUGUACAAGGCAAUCCGCGUGGAGAAGGGCGGCGAGACCGCGAUGCUGCAGGUGGUGCUGCUGCGGAGCGAUGCGCACCUUAGGGAGGUGCUGAAGUUGUAUGAGAAGUCGUGCGAGAGCAAUUUUGCACGCGAUGCACUGAAGAAGAGUGGCAACCUUGUGGGCGAGCUCCUAGCCCACAUCCUCAACGGCAUCAUCAACAAACCGGUGCGGGACGCAUUGCUUCUGCACCACGCGCUGACGGCGUCCAAAAAGGACGCGCUGCGCCGCGAGCUGUUGAUCUCGCGGCUGGUGCGCUAUCACUGGGACCGCACGCACCUCGCCGCCGUCAAGAGGGCUUACCAGGAGCGCUACGGCGAGGACCUCCGCGAGGCUGUCAAGGAGGGCACCUCGGGCGAAUGGGGUCUCUUCUGUGAGCAGCUGGUUGUCACGCGAAUGCCGGACCAAGUGAAGAGGUUUGACAAGGACCGGAAGGUCGAGGCGGUAAGGGAGGAAGGGCGGGAGAGGGAAGGCGAAAGGGAAAGAGAGGAGAGAGAACGGGACAGGGCUAAGGAGAGGGAGCGCGAGACGGAUAGGGAGUAUGAGCGAGAGCGCGAACGCGAACGCGAGCGGGAAACCCAUAGGGACCACGAGAGGGAAAGAGAACGAGAGAAGGAUAGGGAACGCGAGAGGAAAAAGGAAAAAGAGCGCGAACGAGAGCGCGAGAGGGGAAGGGCCAAUAGUGGUGGCUUGCUUGUCGUUAAAGACCACAAGCAUAGGGAUCGCAGCAAGAGUCGCGAGAGGAGUCGCAGUCGGAGACGGGACUGA